AUGGUGGUCAACUACAUUCGCCGCGUCCUCCGGGGCACGAACCUCGAAGUCUUCAAGUUCGGCCUCUAUCUCUCCUUCCCCAUAGGAUACAUGUACUAUUUCGGCACGAAUCUGGAAGAGCGCUUCUCCGUGCCGGGCUUCUGGCCGACGCAGGACCAGAGCCACAAGAUCCCCUACGAACGAGAUGAAAUCAAGGCCGAGGUCGAGCGCAUCCAGACGGAAAUGAAGGAGCGGGAGAAUGUGCGCCGCCACCGAGCCGAGGACGCUCUCGGCGCGGCCAAGUUGGCGUUCAGGGAACCAGCGAAAGAAAAGCACGAGGGCACGGCAUGA
Molecule: messenger RNA, 330 nt
Organism: Capronia epimyces CBS 606.96
Lineage: Eukaryota; Fungi; Ascomycota; Eurotiomycetes; Chaetothyriales; Herpotrichiellaceae
Exons: 2
Coding region: 1-330 (109 amino acids)
Biological process (GO): mitochondrial respiratory chain complex IV assembly
Cellular component (GO): mitochondrial inner membrane; mitochondrion
Source: RefSeq, a predicted model, not a curated record